AUGUACAAGGCAGUUAUCCUGCCGACGCUAAUGUACGGAGCAGAGACCUGGACGGUGUACACGAGGCAGGCACGCCGUCUGAACCACUUCCACCUCAGUUGUCUUCGUCGCAUCCUGCGGCUGAAUUGGCAGGAUCGCAUCCCCGACACUGAUGUGCUGGAACGAACGGGAAUGCUCAGCAUCUACUCCAUGUUGAGACAAAUGCAGCUGCGCUGGAGCGGCCACUUGGUGCGCAUGGACGACGAGCGACUACCAAACGACUCUUCUACGGAGACGUCGCGACGGGUUCUCGGCGUCAAGGAGGCCCAAUUCGUCAAUACAAGGAUACCCUGA
Molecule: messenger RNA, 333 nt
Organism: Spirometra erinaceieuropaei
Lineage: Eukaryota; Metazoa; Platyhelminthes; Cestoda; Diphyllobothriidea; Diphyllobothriidae
Source: the annotation of a GenBank genome assembly